This is a messenger RNA of Metarhizium brunneum ARSEF 3297, 1089 nucleotides long. RefSeq names its product EGF domain-specific O-linked N-acetylglucosamine transferase (gene Eogt). Gene Ontology annotation, molecular function: protein O-acetylglucosaminyltransferase activity. NCBI's taxonomy places the organism in Eukaryota, Fungi, Ascomycota, Sordariomycetes, Hypocreales, Clavicipitaceae. Gene Ontology annotation, cellular component: endoplasmic reticulum lumen. The record is from RefSeq and is a predicted model, not a curated record.
AUGUGUCAUGGACGAGGUGCCACAUAUGACGCCGGCGAGUCCAAGUUUCGACUCGGAUGCCGGCUGCGCGACUUGUCACCGGAAGAACUUGAGAGGGACACGCCGCGAGUCCCAGAUAACCUGACGCAAUACUGGUACGACACCGGGCCCGGGCAAGUCUUCAACGAGGCCGUGCUCCUCGAUGCCAACUCUCGCAUCCAGAGGUCCCGCACAACAAGCAUCUUGGUAAAGAGAGAAGGGCCCGGCAAUCUGUGGCACGUCCUGAUGGAGUUGCUCAGCCUCUCGUGGACCCUUGACGUACUACAGAUCAGCGCGGAUCCUACCUCACAACAGUCGUACCUAUCACCCGCCGCGGCACCGUCCACGCAGGUCAUAUUCCUGGACGAGUACGAAGACGGCCCCUUUGUCGACAUGUGGAGGCUCUUUGCCAAAAUGCCCAUCCGGCGCAUCCACGAACUUAACAGCUCCGAACCCGCCACCGACAUUAUCAUACCCUUUUCCGGCGGGAGCAACACGCUCUGGCAAGGCGAUUGGGUUAAGCUCGACUGCCGCGAGUCGGCACUCGUCAAAGCCUUUAUUUCGCGCGUCUUGCGUCUCUACGACGUGCCCACGCCGCCCCGGAGCAAGGAAGAGGUCGUGGCCAAGUUUAUCCGCCGGACGAAUACCCGCAAACUCAUCAACGAGACGGAGCUCAUUGCGUCGGCUAAAAGGGCCGUUCCUCACUUGAAUAUAGAAGUCGUCGACUUUGCCGGGUUUUCUUUUGCCGAGCAGCUCAAAAUCGUCCGCGAGACGGACCUUCUCAUAGGCGUGCAUGGGGCCGGUCUCACGCACACCAUGUUCUUGCCGCCGGGGUCUGCUGUCGUGGAGAUUCUGCCCGGCGACUUUGCGCACAUGGGCUUCCGGAAUCUAGCGCAGCUGCUGGGCCACCAGUAUCAUCGUACCCAUGCCAAGAUGCAUGGGGAUGCUUCUGGAGAUUCGCAGUGGCAGUUUGAUGCGGUUGAGAUGGAGGAGGACCAAUUUGUUCGUUUGAUUGACGGCGCGGUGCGAGGCUUGUAUAAUAACGGAAUAAGGACGUACGACGCUGUAUGA